This is a messenger RNA of Aspergillus wentii DTO 134E9, 1086 nucleotides long. RefSeq lists its product as uncharacterized. Lineage: Eukaryota; Fungi; Ascomycota; Eurotiomycetes; Eurotiales; Aspergillaceae. The coding region runs from base 46 to 660 and encodes 204 amino acids. The record is from RefSeq and is a predicted model, not a curated record. The transcript has 4 exons.
AACCUCAUCCCAGAACAUAUCCAUCCACAUCCAUCCAUACCCACCAUGCCUAAAUGGGCCUUUGACUUCACGGGUCGUACCCCCAUAAUCGAAGACAGGCCCAUCAAGAUUGAAAAACAGCUGACAGAAGAGACGAUUGGUAUGUUUGGUCAACGACAAGUCCUCACUCUAGCACGGUACAUGGAUACAAACCAGCCUGUUAUGGUCAAGAUCCGCUACGAUCUCAACCCCAAGCACUUCAACCUCCAAAACCCAAAGCAAGUCCGCAAAGAUGCCAAAGAAGACUUCAUGAAUGAAUGGGAGGGGGUCGAAACCGUCCAGAAAAUCGGCCACGGGCCUGAAUACAUCGACCAUUUCAUGCAGAAAGCAAGACCGUCAUUCCCAUAUCCAAAUGGCAAGGUGUACUUUCUCAUCCUCUCUAGGGUUCCUGGAGAGAAUGUGGCGGAGAUUUAUAAGGAACUUUCUUUUGAACAGUUGGAGAGUAUCAGGCGGCAGAUUGCUUAUAUUCUUGAACACAUGAGACAGGAUGACUGGGCCUUGUCAGAACAGGAUCCCAACUUUCUUCGAUAUGAUAGAGAGCAGGAUAAGCUUUAUCUUGUCGAUUUCACCUACCUCAGCAUCAUCGACUCCGAAAGCCCGACUUCAUGCCCAUCACCGUAGACGAUGAUUGGGAUCUUGCAUUUAAUAUCUGGAGCGAUGAUCACUUUGACCGUCUCGACAAAUAAGAGCAACAAGAUAAAAAAAAAGUAAAAAUAAAAGGAGAAGCUUGCGCUGUCACGAAAACCCAAAGAACCUGGUAUAUUCAAGCUAUCAGAAAGCUCAGCCUCGAGAUUAACAACCCACCCGUCUGGUCAUUCGAGAAAGUUACUGCAGAAGACUGCCAAAAAGGAGAAUCAAUGUCCGGAGCGUCCACCCUGGCGCUGACUUGGGUUAACGUUUGCUAUCUAUCCUUGCACCCAUGGUUGAAGAUCGAAUGAAAGUCUUGCUUUGCUGGCCAACAAUCUUCAUACCUGCUUCGUACAAUAUGGCUUAUAAACGAGAAUCCUAAGAAAGAUCCUGUUAUGUUUUACCUUUCGUCUGUAACCC